AUGAGCCUCAAGGCGAGGCACGUGGUCGCCAGAUCUGGACGGGACUCCAUUUCCCAGAAUGCCUCACGCGGAGCCCCGGGGCAUGCUGGGAAUCUUGAGGUGCGCAGGCGCAGCUUCCCCAAGAGAACUUUAACGCUUGAACAGCUCUUUGUUCUUGGGUCCCUGCGGGUGAGUGUGGGCGGGGGAGCGGAGUGCGAGGGAGUCAGUGCGCAGGCGCGUCCUAGGCUCUCAGAGGGGCCGAGGAGCCCCUCCUCCUCCUCCUUACCCCACCCCUGGGGGCGCCCGAAGACUCGCGGACCCCGCUUGGAUCAGCCUGCAGAGGAUCAAGGUUUGGCCCAAGCAGAGAGCCUGGAGCCAGAGAGAAUGGCCCCUGGCACCCAGAGACCACCCCCCCAGGAGUGGGUGACUUUCAAGGAUGUGGCUGUGGAUUUCACCCAGGAGGAGUGGCGCCUCUUGGACCAUUCUCAGAAGGAGCUGUACAAGGAGGUCAUGCUGGAGAAUGCCCAGAACCUGCUUUCCCUGGGACUUCCAGUUCCUAGAAAAGAGUUGAUUUCCCCUUUUCAGCCAGGGGAAGCACCAGGGAUGGCAGAGCAAAAAGGCCCAAGGAGCUCCUGUCCAGGUGCAGAGACCAGGUUUGAAGUGAGUGAGACUACUACAAAGCUGAACAUUUUUGUGGAAGAAUCUGGCCAGCAAAGAUUCCUGACUGACAAUCCCUGUAACUUCAAUUGGAGAGAAAUUGAAGAGAAGUUUUAUAAAUGUAAGGAAUGUGGGAAGGCUUUCUGCUAUAGAUCACUCCUUAUUUGCCAUCAAAGUAUCCACACUGGAGAGAAAUCUUUUGAAUUUAAUCAAUGUGGAAAGGCUGCAGAUAGAGCUGUACUUCAGAGAAUCCACACUAGGGAGAAAAUCUAUAAAUGUAAUCAAUGUGCAAAGGCUUUCAGAUACAGCUCCAGUCUUACUAAACAUCAGAGACUCCACAAUGGAGAGAAAUCUUAUGAAUGUGAACAGUGUAGAAAGACUUUCCGAAAGAACUCCCAUCUUGCAGCCCAUCGGAGAAUCCAUACUGGAAAGAAACCCUUUGAAUGUAAUCAGUGUGGAAAGGCUUCAGAUAAAGCUUUACGUCGGAAAAUCCACACUGGGGAGAAAACGUAUAAAUGUAAUCAAUGUGGAAAAGCUUUCACACAGAGAGCUAAUCUUGCUUUACAUCACAGAAUCCACACUGGAGAGAAACCUUAUGAAUGUAAUCAAUGUGGAAAGGCUUUCACAAAGAGUUCAAAUCUUGGUGUACAUCAGAGAAUGCACACUGGAGAGAAACCUUAUGAAUGUAAUCAGUGUGGGAAAGCUUUCAGAUAUAGCUCCAGUCUUACUGAGCAUGAGAAAAUCCACACUGGAGAGAAACCUUAUGAAUGUAAUCAGUGUGGAAAGGCUUUCACACGGAACUCCCGUCUUGUUUUACAUCAGAGAAUCCACACUGGGGAGAAACUUUUUGAAUGUAAUCAAUGUGGAAAGGCUUUUACACAAAGCUCCAGUCUUACAGUACAUCGGAGAAUCCACACUGGAGAGAAACCUUUUGAAUGUAAUCAGUGCGGAAAGGCUUUCAGAGAGAGUUCUCAUCUUGGUGCCCAUCAGAGAAUCCAUACUGGAGAGAAACCUUAUGAAUGUAAUCAAUGUGGAAAGGCUUUCACAGAGAGCUCUCAUCUUAGUGCCCAUCAGAGAAUCCACACUGGAGCAAAACCUUAUGAAUGCAAUCAAUGUGGAAAGGCUUUCACAAAGAGCUCCAGUCUUACUGUACAUCAAAGAAUGCACUCUGGAAAGAAACCUUUUGAAUGUAAUCAGUGUGGAAAGGCUUUCACACGGAAGUCCCGUCUUGCUGCACACCAGAGAAUCCACAGUGAGGAGAAACUUUUUGAAUGUAAUCAAUGUGGAAAGGCUUUUACACAGAGCUCUAGUCUUGCUGUACAUCAAACAAUCCACACUGGAGAGAAACCUUAUCAGUGUAACCAGUGUGGAAAAGCUUUUACACGACGGGGCAAUCUUGCUGCACAUCAGAAAAUCCACACUGGAGAGAAACCUUUUGAAUGUAUACAAUGUGGAAAGACUUUCAGAAUUCGCUCUAGUCUUGCUAAACAUCAGAGGACCCACACUGGAGAAAAAUCUCAUGAAUGUAAUUAAUGUGGAAAGGCUUUAAAAAAAGCUCCAGGCUUGCUGCACUUAGAGAAUCCACACUGGAAAGAAAUUUCAUGAGUGUCAUAAAUGUGACAGAGCUUUUAGUCACCACUCUUAGCUUAUUUAACAGAAGAGUGUCCACAAUGGCAAGAAACCUGAAGAGAAACCUUAUGAAUAUAAUCAAUGUGGAAAGGCUUUCAGAACCAUCUGCAGUCUUGAUGUGCAUAAGAAUAUCCACACUGAGGAGAAAACUUAUGAAUGUAAUCAGUGUAGCAAGGCUUUCACAAAGAGCUUUGGUCUUAGUGGCCAUCAGAGAAUCCACACUGGAGAGAAGCUUUAUAAAUGUUAUCAAUGUGGGAAGAUUUUCAGAAUCAGAUCCAGUGUUAAACAUCAGAGAAUCCACACUCAGAAGAAAUUUUAUUAAUGUGAUCAUUGUAGAAAUGGUUUAACAAAGAGUUCCAAUCUUGCUAGACAUAAAACAGUCCACACUAGAGAGCAACAUUUUGAAUGUAAUCAAUGUGGGAAGACUUACACACAACUCCCAUCUUGCUGCACAUCAGGGAAUCCAUACUGGAGAGAAACCUUAUGAAUGUAAACAAUGUAGUAUGGUGGGUGAAAGAUGAAAUUACUGAAGAAACAAAGGUUCGAGCUUCUGAGCAUUUUGACUUAUUAAGCAACGCAUGCCAGUUGCCUAACAAAUUGGUAUCAGACAUCUUCAGCAUAGGCCUGGAUCCCCAAAACAGAAACAGACUUAAUUGAAUUCAGCCAAUUAAUUAAAAGAGAAAAAUACAAUAUUAAGUGGUCUUAUUUCUAAUUGAGUGAAAGAUUAGGGACUUUUCCAAGUUGGGAGGGGGAAAAUGAACAGGUGCAAUUCCCUGAAAUCAGAAAAGAAAGUGUUCUAAUUCCUUUACCCCCAAUUGUCUGUGAACAAUUAAAGAAACAUAGAAACAAUAAAAUGUUGGAUCAGUA
Messenger RNA from Dromiciops gliroides (monito del monte), 3132 nucleotides. Its product is annotated as zinc finger protein 2 homolog. NCBI's taxonomy places the organism in Eukaryota, Metazoa, Chordata, Mammalia, Microbiotheria, Microbiotheriidae. Gene Ontology annotation, biological process: negative regulation of transcription by RNA polymerase II. The record is from RefSeq and is a predicted model, not a curated record. Bases 1 to 2169 code for a protein of 722 amino acids. Gene Ontology annotation, molecular function: DNA-binding transcription repressor activity, RNA polymerase II-specific. The transcript is spliced from 6 exons.